AUGCCUUCCUCCACAAGGUCAAGAUCAAUCUCACCCGAGUCGCCUCGAGUACCCACACCAACAGCCAACGACUUUCCCACCCCCGCCGGCCAGAUAUUCACAGUGACCAAGCGUGACCAGGGUCUGGUGUCACCUGCCGAAUCUGCCUUUUCCUUCUUCGAUGAGGGUUCGCCGCACGCUAUGUCAACCUCAGACUUGAUGGAGGAGAAGACAAUAGCCAGACCCAUAGAUCGGGGGACGCCGGGAGAAAGUACUUAUGCAUCGAUCAUUACUGGCCACCAGCAACAAAAUGAACUUCGAAGAAACAAGAGCCAGUACUACACAGAAGUCUUUUCCUACCGGGAACCGAACUUAUCCCCAAGAGAUCGGAUCAGCAAAGACUCGGUGAUCACUGCCGAGAUCAAGACGAACGUCAUCAUCACCGACGAAAUUCACUUCUUGCAAGAUUUCUCCCAGCAUAUGUCCCAACGAUACCAAAGACCUAUCUCCUCUAUAUUCAUAACCCUCAAACAUUCCGAAUGCCUCCUCUAUGCCGGUACUUUCGACCAAGCCUACAUUCUCACAGUUAGCGCCCUACCUUCGCAACUCCUUCCCACAACAAAUAAACGCAAUGCCGCCUUGAUACAAGCCUUUAUGGCCGACUCGCUCGGGGUGGCGGCUACAAGAGGGGUCGUGCGAUUUGUCGCCAUACCAGAAGAGAAUUUUGCCUUCAACGGUACAACCGUCUUUGGGCAGAUCGAGAACUUGCAGAAGUCUCCAAACAAAGAGAAUUUCUCGGACGCUGCAUCAAUCAGUGGCAUGAGGUCCGCGUUGCACAGUCGGGCAGCAUCGCGAGCGCAGAGUCGGAGACCCUCAGUAUCGAAGCCGCCAUCGAGGGACGGAUACUCGUUCUACCCGACGACGAGGCCGCCGAGUCCACACCUAAGGGGACCACCUAUACCAACAUUACCUAACGGCAACGAUGCGAUGGAUAGAAGAGCGGAGAAGGCACAGAAGGCGUCAAAUGGCGCGGAUGACAAUGGCCAUCUGCUAAUAGUACCGAGCGGGUCCAAGAGUGUGUUCAGUGAACGAUAUGGAAAAAUGGAGGAUGAAAACGAAUUUUUACCUCCGCAUUCGAUUCUGGAUAUCGAUUUGGCUCAAAAGGAAAAGAUGUUCUAUGAAGCAGAUACGAAGCAUCGUUCAAAGAUCGCUGUCAAUCCUCUGCCAGCACUCCAGGAAGAUUACAGUCAUAUCUUUGAAUGCUUCGACAUCGAAGACGAUGACAUCCUCGAUUCAACGCCUCGCGAUCAUAGAAUGAAUAAGCUCGAGGCCGAUGAGACGAGUCAACAUCAAGUCAGUAUUACAUCCACGUGA
Letharia columbiana is the source of this 1353-nucleotide messenger RNA. RefSeq lists its product as uncharacterized. Bases 1 to 1353 code for a protein of 450 amino acids. The transcript is spliced from 4 exons. Gene Ontology annotation, molecular function: phenylpyruvate tautomerase activity. The record is from RefSeq and is a predicted model, not a curated record. Lineage: Eukaryota; Fungi; Ascomycota; Lecanoromycetes; Lecanorales; Parmeliaceae.